Molecule: messenger RNA, 795 nt
Organism: Sinocyclocheilus anshuiensis
Lineage: Eukaryota; Metazoa; Chordata; Actinopteri; Cypriniformes; Cyprinidae
Product: endonuclease domain-containing 1 protein-like
Exons: 2
Coding region: 1-795 (264 amino acids)
Molecular function (GO): hydrolase activity; nucleic acid binding; metal ion binding
Source: RefSeq, a predicted model, not a curated record
AUGCUGCUGCUUCUUCAUGUGCUGAUGCUGUCGCUUCUCUCCGGUGGUUCAGCCAGAGUUGUGUGGGAUUUUGAGAGUGAAUGUCGCCAAUUUUUUGCAAAUGGAAGUUCACCUACAAGAUUUCCUGGACUACAGUACAGACAGAUCUGCCAAAUGCGAAAGGAUGUUGAUUAUUAUGCCACAUUUUAUGACACCGUGAACAAGAUCCCUGUGUACUCAGCCUACAAGUUUGAAGGGAUAAUGCACUGUAAAAGACGAGCUAGUUGGUACAUUGAACCUAAAAUUGAUGAUAAUAAUGGAGGACCAAACAUGGCAUCUGAGGGGUCUGUGGAUAUUCAAGUACGUGGAGACCGUCAAGCUCUUAAUAGAGACUAUUACCGCUCUGGAUACCACAAAGGUCAUCUGGCACCAGUCUACCUGGCAAACUCACAGAGCUGUGCUUAUGCCACCUUCACUCUCACCAAUGCUGCUCCACAAGCUGAUCAUUUUAACAGUGUUUUAUGGUGGGAUGUAGAAAAAUCGAUGGCACAAUAUCUGAAAUGGGGAUGUAAUUUACAACCAGUAUACAUUGUGACAGGGGUGGUACCAGGCACUAAUUACAUAAACAAUAGAGUGAAUAUUCCCAGUCAUUUCUGGACUGCAUACUGCUGCUUCGACCAGAAUAACAGAUGUUCAGACUCAUGGGGAGCCAUUGGAACCAAUGACAAUAACUCCAAUAUUGAGGAAAUGAGUGUGUCUUAUUUAGAGGAAGAGUUGGAAAACCUUUAUGGAAGAACAUUUCAGUUGUUUCAAUAA